Molecule: messenger RNA, 4886 nt
Organism: Ricinus communis (castor bean)
Lineage: Eukaryota; Viridiplantae; Streptophyta; Magnoliopsida; Malpighiales; Euphorbiaceae
Product: histidine kinase 4
Exons: 11
Coding region: 1034-4072 (1012 amino acids)
Biological process (GO): phosphorylation; phosphorelay signal transduction system
Molecular function (GO): phosphorelay sensor kinase activity
Source: RefSeq, a predicted model, not a curated record
CUCUUUCUUCUUCACUUGCUGCUUGCUUAAUUGUAUUAUUAUUAGGAAAAGUUCAAUUCAAGCAAACAAGUUUCUCAAAGCUUUCUUACAGCUAACCCAUGUUUCCUUUCUCUCUCUAAAAAGCACUUAGCUUUUGUUUUGCCUGCCUAUGCUUCGCUGUUCAUCUUCUUGAGUCAAUCUGUUCUUUUCUUGUUAAUAAGAGUUCUUCAUUAGUAUAUUAGUAUUGAUUUCAUUAUCAUAAAUUAAAAACACAUCUGUUUUUUUGUCAUUAAAGAAAUAGCCAGGGAACGUGCUCUUUUUUUCUUUUGUCUUCUUCCUCCCUCCCUCCCUCUCUCUCUCUCUCUCUCCUUUACACUUUUUUAGUCUUUAAACAAUAACAUAACAACAUUUUCACGCUUGGUGAUUAAAAUGAUUACUGUUAUCUGCAGUUUUUAGUUUUCUUUUUCUCCUUUGGGGUCUCUUUUAUUAUAGAACAAAACAAUCCUUGUUCAUAGUGAUAAUAAUAAAGAUACACUAUGUUUUUGGAAUUUGGGCUGUUUUCCAUCUUUUGAGAGCCAUGCUUGUCUCUCUUAACAGUUGAGUAACUUCUUUUUUUAAUUCAAUUCAAUUCUUGGUCCUUCCUUUUCAGUUCUUGAAAUGGGUUUCUAGUGAAGGGGAGUGUAGAUUCUAUUAUUUUCCAAAAGUUUUAUGCUUUUCUCUUUCUGUUUUUAUAUAUAUUUUAUGGUUUUUGCUUUGAAUCACGUAAAACAACGCUAUAGAUGAUAAUUUACUUCUACUUGAGCUUACAGCAGCAGUAGCACCCUUUUCUUUCUAUAUCAGAAAAAAAGGGUACCUGAAAAUUUGCCAGUCUUUUAAGGGAGCUUCCCUUGUAUAAGUAUACACAUGUCUUUGGAGCUUGCAUGUGUUCUUGGAGACUUUCUCGCUCAGAUAUGAACUGGGUAACAAAGGGGAAGGAAAAAGGCAACAACUUUAUAGAAAGUGAAGCGAUGUUGUUAUUGUUCUAGUUCUUGUUCUCGUUUUUGUGUCAAUUGCUAUGGCUGUGAAGUUGCAUCAGAUCCAUCACCACCACCACCAUCACCACCAUCACUCAGUUUCUGUGAAGGUGAGUGAGCAGCAGAUGGGGACUAAAGGGAGUCACACAUUUAUACAAGCUCACAGAGCUUGGCUUCCGAAACUGUUGUUGCUUUGGGUCAUGUUUGUAGCAUUUGUUUCCUAUUCAAUAUUCAAUAACAUGGAUGCUCAAAAUAAAGUUAGGAGAAAAGAAACGUUGAGUAGUAUGUGUGAUCAAAGGGCAAGAAUGUUGCAAGAUCAAUUUAGUGUUAGUGUCAAUCACGUUCAUGCUCUUGCCAUUCUUGUCUCCACUUUUCAUUACAACAAGAACCCAUCUGCAAUUGACCAGGAAACAUUUGCUGAAUACACUGCUAGAACAUCAUUUGAGCGGCCAUUGUUGAGUGGUGUAGCAUAUGCACAGAGAGUGGUUAAUUCAGAGAGGGAGGAAUUUGAGAGCCAGCAUGGAUGGACAAUAAAGACAAUGGAGAAGGAGCCUUCACCUCUACGAGAUGAGUAUGCUCCGGUGAUAUUUUCUCAAGAAACUGUAUCCUACAUUGAAUCUCUUGACAUGAUGUCAGGGGAGGAGGACAGAGAAAACAUACUGAAUGCUAGAGCUACAGGGAAAGCUGUUUUGACUAGCCCCUUCAGGUUGCUAAAUUCCCAUCAUCUUGGCGUGGUGUUGACAUUCCCUGUUUACAAAUCCAAACUUCCUCCAAACCCCACAGUGUCACAGCGCAUAGAAGCAAGUGCAGGAUAUCUUGGUGGAGCCUUUGAUGUUGAAUCCCUUGUGGAGAAUUUACUUGGACAACUUGCUGGGAAUCAGGCAAUAUUGGUGAAUGUUUAUGAUGUAACUAAUGCCUCUGAUCCAUUAAUCAUGUAUGGUGUCCAAAAUCAAGAUGGUGACAUGUCUCUUGUUCAUGAAAGCAAGCUUGAUUUUGGGGACCCCUUUAGGAAGCAUCAGAUGAUAUGUAGGUACCAUGAGAAGGCACCAACAUCAUGGACAGCACUCACUACUGCUUUCUUAUUUUCUGUGAUUGGUUUGUUAGUGGGUUACAUCUUAUAUGGAGCAGCAAAUCAUAUUGUAAAGGUUGAGGAUGAUUUUCACGAAAUGCAGGAGCUGAAAGUCCGAGCAGAAGCUGCUGAUGUUGCCAAAUCCCAGUUUCUAGCUACUGUAUCUCAUGAAAUCAGAACUCCUAUGAAUGGAAUCCUUGGAAUGCUUGCUUUGCUCCUGGAUACUGAUUUAAGUUCAACACAGAGGGAUUAUGCUCAAACUGCUCAAGCCUGUGGAAAGGCAUUGAUAGCAUUGAUCAAUGAGGUGCUUGACCGGGCAAAGAUUGAAGCUGGCAAAUUAGAGCUUGAAGCCGUCCCUUUUGACCUACGUUCCAUAUUAGAUGAUGUUCUUUCUUUGUUCUCUGAGAAGUCUAGACACAAAGGUAUUGAGCUGGCUGUUUUUGUUUCUGACAAAGUUCCAGAAAUUGUUCUGGGGGAUCCAGGGAGAUUUAGACAGAUCAUUACAAAUCUCGUUGGGAACUCUGUUAAGUUCACUGAACGAGGGCACAUAUUUGUCAAAGUUCAUCUAGAUGAAAAUGCUAAGGCAACAGCAUUUGCAAAAGCUGACAGUUGUUUGAAUGGAGGAUCCAGCGAUGUGAUUGUAUCUGAUUCUUGUCAGUUCAAGACUUUAAGUGGUUUUGAAGCUGCUGAUGAUCGAAACGGUUGGGAAGCUUUUAAACAUUUAGUUGCUGAUGAAGAUUUUCAAUCUAAUGGCUCAUUGAAUGUGCUGACCACUAAUGAUGCCUGUGAGAAUGUUACUUUGGUGGUAUCUGUGGAGGAUACAGGUAUUGGUAUCCCCUUGCAUGCGCAGGAUCGUGUUUUCAUGCCCUUCAUGCAGGCUGACAGUUCAACUUCGAGAAAUUAUGGAGGAACUGGUAUUGGUUUGAGCAUCAGUAAAUGUCUGGUUGAGCUUAUGGGUGGCCAUAUAAGCUUUGUUAGCCGGCCUCAGGUUGGAAGUACAUUUUCAUUCACUGCUGCUUUUGGGAGAUGCAAGAAAAAUAAAUUUAACAAAAUGGAAAAGCGUAAUUCUGAAGAUCUUCCUUCUAGCUUUAGAGGAUUGAAAGCAAUAGUAGUUGAUGGCAAACCAGUUAGAGCUGCUGUAACUACAUACCAUUUGAAGAGGCUUGGUAUCUUGGCUGAAGUUGCAAGUAGUCUCAAGGUGGCUGCUUUUACCUGUGCGAAAAACGGUUCUCUGAAAUCUAGCAGUGCCCAGCCGGAUAUAAUUCUAGUGGAGAAGGACUCUUGGAUUUCUGGGGAAGAUGGUGGUUCAAGUGUAUGGCUGCUGGAACGGAAACAGAAUGGACAUGUCUUUAAAUUGCCUAAGAUGAUACUUCUUGCUACAAACAUCAGUAGUGAUGAAUUUAAUAAAGCAAAGGCAGCAGGUUUUGCGGAUACCGUGAUCAUGAAACCUCUGAGGGCAAGUAUGGUGGGUGCAUGUCUUCAACAGGUGAUGGGAAUGGGGAAGACAAGACCUCAAGGGAAAGAUGUACCUAAUGGAUCUUCUUUCCUUCAAAGUCUACUCUAUGGAAAGAAAAUUCUAGUAGUUGAUGACAAUAUGGUAAACCGCAGAGUUGCGGCAGGGGCUCUAAAAAAGUUUGGAGCUAAUGUAGAAUGUGCUGACAGCGGCAAAGCAGCACUAAAAUUGCUUCAACUACCACAUAGUUUUGAUGCAUGCUUUAUGGACAUUCAAAUGCCAGAAAUGGAUGGGUUUGAGGCAACCCGUCGAAUCCGGCAGAUGGAGAGCCAAGCAAAUGAACAAAUAAAUGGUCAAUCCAUGGCAGAAGGAGGAGCUGCUAGAAAGGGAGAGUGGCAUGUGCCGAUACUAGCCAUGACAGCUGAUGUGAUACAUGCCACAUAUGAUGAGUGCCUGAAGUCUGGAAUGGAUGGAUACGUAUCAAAGCCCUUUGAGGAAGAAAAUCUCUAUCAGGCAGUAGCCAAGUUCUUCAAAGCCAAGCCCAUAUCAGACUCAUAACCUGAUUUCCCUUGCCUCCUGCAAACCAAGCAAAUCUAAAUUAGAGUUUUAUUGGGUUGAGGUGGUACCGGCAAUUUUCAAUCAUCUGCUGGUGCAGUAUGGUGAUGGACAAUGGUUUCCUUGGCAUUUUCAUGAUUCUUGAUCAAUGGUGAUCACAGGUUUGGGCGAGUAUUACUAACCAACUUUAUAUUAACUUUGACUAGAAUCAGAGUAUGUGUAUACUACUACUACUACUGAAGGAGCCUCCAUCCCCACUCCUGUAUAGAUCCUAGAAGAGGGAGGAAGCAAAGAUGUAAAUCUCAUAAUUCUUUUUUGUUACUUCUUGAAGAAAGGGUCUGCACACCUUGAUCUGUAUUAUUAUCUGUUCUACAAGACUUUAUCAAUGAGGAUUUUGAUACCAGAACCUAAUCCCGAGCGAAAUACACGCGCACAUUUCCCACUGGAGUCUCUCGUAGAUGAUAUGACUGAUUGUUUUGCUUCACUCAAGAGUAGAGGAUGUAAAAACCUUCUCCAAAAAGGGCUCUGCGAUUAUCAUUUUAGAAUGCAUGUUAUGGCAAUUUAUUGUCAAUCAAAUCUUGUAUUCAGCAACGCACUUCAAAUCAAGAAUCUAGUGAAUGUUGGAUGUACCUGUGAAUUUUGGUCCUGCUUAGAUUUCAAUUAUAUUGCAGCUGGAGGCUUGAUUUGCGGCUAUACCCGUUAAUUUCUUGUACGCUACUCUCUGUUGCACAAACAAUAUUAGGAAUAAAAAACAAACUUGUAACUUGUUGAUUAAUGUAAUUGCAAAAGGGGCAAUUGAGUGCUUAUAUACGUACUA